Molecule: messenger RNA, 1746 nt
Organism: Aspergillus terreus NIH2624
Lineage: Eukaryota; Fungi; Ascomycota; Eurotiomycetes; Eurotiales; Aspergillaceae
Exons: 1
Coding region: 1-1746 (581 amino acids)
Source: RefSeq, a predicted model, not a curated record
AUGACCGCCGAUAAACAAAACAAUGGCUAUACCGCCAAACCCUUCACCCCGACCCUCAGCGCCGCCUUUCACCGCGCCAACAAGUCUCCUCUGACCCCCAAACUCGCCAGUCCGGCGGGCUACCGGACUCCCAAGCGAUUGAAUCCCGCCGAUCCGCACUCCCAAUCCGCCUCCGUCCCCAGACCGGACUCCGACUCGGCCUCCUAUCUCAGUGCCAAUGUGACCCCUCGUUCGGGCUCCCGCAACAGCCGACGCGAUGGUUCGUUGGCGCCGUCCCCCCAUACCACGCCCUCCAACGGCCAAUACUCGCCUCAAGCUUCCUACGCUCCUACUCCGACCGCUGGAGGCCCUCGGACGGAACGCAGCCCCAACCGCAUGGGUGCGAGGCUCGAGCCGGCGAGGAGUUACCGGGCCAAAACCUGGACGACGGAUAGCCAUCUUUCACGACCCAACUCAUCCUCGGACUUGUCCUCCGGGAGUUCGCCCAUGUUCUUCCAUGCCUCCGACGCGCGCUCGUCGAAUUCGGACGCCGACCCAACCCGGUUGAAACCCCACGUAAAACCGUCCAGCCCCGCCACGUUUGUCUAUGCCAACGGCGAGCAAGAACGUCAGUCCGGGGAUGAAUCGACCGGCCGCGCGAUGAAACGUCGCUCCUCCGGCAUGUCUCGACCAGGGGCUGCGGCCAAACCACCCUCCGCCUCGCCGCGUCUGGCCUCGCCCAAACUCCAUGCCGCCACUCGACUCUCCGAUAGCUUUACCUCGCAGAUCAGUCCCCCGUCAGACGCCCCAGCUGAGCCGGCACCGCAGCUGCAUAGUCCGCCUUUGAAUUUCUCCCCGAAACUGUCUGCACCAACCAUCAAACACACCAAGUCCCCCAGCCUCGAUGCGGCUCCCCGUACGAUGUCCCCUCGGGAGGGCCUUCGACCAAGCCCGAUCAUCAUAUCCCCUUCCGAUGCGAAGCUCGACGCUAGUGCACUGUCUUCAGAGCCGAUUCCUGGACUGAGGCCUCGCAUUUUCAGUACUGAGUCUACCGCGUCGAUCGAUGCGUAUAGCGCGGCACAGAGUCCGGUCAAAUCGGAGACCAACUCGCAGUCCAAGGAUGAAGGCGUUCUCAACGCCCGCACGGAGCGUAAGAUUUUAGAUCUCGAGAUCAGCAACUCGUCCCUUCUCGCCAUCAACCGGACGUUGGAGCGGGAAAUGCGGAAACAGAAUGCGGAGCUGCGCCGGUUCCGACGUCUCAGUCGUGCCGGACGUCUUUCAAUGGCCACUUCGACUCGAUCAGUGUCGGGGACGUCGCUGGGGAUUGCGAGUGAACUGGACCAGGCAAGCGAGAUGUCGUCCAUCCGUUCGCCGGAAGACAUGUCGGAUUUCAGCGACGAGGAGUCCAUGGCGGAUGAAGGCGUGAUGAGUCCGGAUUCUCUUGCGGAACACGACGCCCGGCAUCGGGAUCACGACGAAAAGCGUUUCUUGAUCGAUCUGUCCAAACAUCAGGAGCUGUUAGCCGACAGCCAGAAAAUGAACCAAAGCCUGCGACGGUGUCUCGGGUGGACGGAAGAACUCAUCAAAGAGGGACAGAAAGCCCUCGAAUACAGCGUGCACGUUAAUGAUAUCGAGCUAGGAGGGAGGGUCCUCGCGCCGGAAGAAUUGCACGACAUUGGAGAGAGCGCGCGAGGACUCCUCAGUCCAUCCGCGAUCCCCGAUAUGCCUCCAGACGAACCAACUGAUGAACCAACCGAAACGGCCUGA